Lasiosphaeria miniovina is the source of this 2249-nucleotide messenger RNA. RefSeq lists its product as uncharacterized. The transcript has 5 exons. The record is from RefSeq and is a predicted model, not a curated record. The coding region runs from base 1 to 1827 and encodes 608 amino acids. Lineage: Eukaryota; Fungi; Ascomycota; Sordariomycetes; Sordariales; Lasiosphaeriaceae.
AUGAGCCAGUCACCCCUAGCCUCAGUCUCGCCCCAGAACUACGCAUGGAGCACCUCGCAGAGCAGCCUCUUGACAUACAUCAUUGCCUGUGAAGAUGACUGCAACCUGCACUCUGACGCCGUCCACGAAACCGUCCAGAUGCUCCGCGCAUAUCGACCGGUCCCCGACCACUUUGCCAACACCGGCGGCAGCAACCGCAACAGCUGGAACCCAGAGACAAAUGCGUGGGCCAUGCCGUCUGAGAUGCCCCCCAGCGGUGUCAGCCCUCUGUGGCCCAUGGCCAGUCCUGCCCAGGAACUCUCCCACAUACCCCUGCCGCAUACAAUGCAGAAUACCGAGCUUUUGAGCGUAUACGUCAAGCUCAUCUCGCAGUUCAAGGCGUCGCUCGACGGAAAACCCGACGCGGCCAACGCAUACAUGAAGCACUACGUCCCGUACUGCGUGCAGUCGCCGCUCCUGGUGCAUGUGGCCAUCUACACGGCGGCGUGCUUCCUGACCGAGACUGGUCACAUCGACCGUACUGUGGCCAUGGGCCAUAAGGGCCACGCAAUCGGCCUGCUCAAUGAGCACCUCCGCUCCUCGCGCUCGGCGGCCAGCGACGAGGGCAUCACGGGUGUCAUCCAGCUCACCCUUAACGAGUGGUACUGGGGUAAUACCAAUGACCUCCGUGCCCAUCUGCGCGGCCUGCGCGAGAUGAUCAAGCUCCGCGGCGGCUUCCGCACUCUGGGUCUGCAUGGCCUGAUUAGCAAGCUUGCAGUCACAUCUGACGUUUCCAUUGCCCUGUCCUUUGAGAUCCCGCCGUUCCUGCGCGGGGGGAGCGAGUUCGAGUUCCAGGAGAGCUCGCAGAUCCCGCUGCGUCUUGCCCUGAAUACCCCCCUAGUAGCGCCGCUCGUGCCCUUUUCGUCAUGCGACGAGGCGCUGCACAUCCAUCCGGCCGUAGCGUCGAUGCUUGACGACAUGAGGUUCCUCGUGGGCACGGUGCUAGCACUGCCCGACGACGCCUCUCCCAAGGACCUGCAGAAGGUGCACACCACCUCGGCCUGGAUCUACGAGCGCACUCUGAGCCUGCCUCCCGACGGCCCGCGCGCCCGCCGCCUCUCUGCUGCGGCUCCCGCCCCGUCGUCGCCUGCCCCAUCGUCAGCCACGAGCUCGCCGCAGCCGAGGCCUGCUCACGCCGCAGCAGCAGGCCGGCCGCCGGCGGUCACUGCACGCGCCCCCGACUUCAUCUACCAGGCUGUGCGGUUGGCGGCGCUCAUAUACAGCCGGGCCAUCAUGUUGCGGCAGCCGUUUAGCGCCGUGGUCAGCGGCGCCGACUUCGCGCAGCUGUGGACGACAGCCUGGCGCGUCCCGCUAGCCACGUGGCGCUCCCUGCUAGGCGUCUUCAACUGGCUAUUACUGCCGCUCGCCCCAAGCGGCAAGGGAACCUCGCACGAUCGCUUCGUCAGGGCCAUGCUCAACAGCAGCCUGCUGCAGAUGGGCAUGGACAACUGGGAGAUUGCCUGCGGCGUCAUGAAUACCGCCCUGCGCCUGCAGCACUGGCUCGCUGCCGCUGAUGAUGAGGGUGGUGAUGGUGAUGACGAUGAUGAUGACGACGAUAUGCGCGGCGAUGACAAUUCUACUGGCGGCAGCGACGGCAGCAGCGGCGAGCGGAGCCGUCGCGGGAGUAACAGUAGCCGCGGGAGUGGGCACGACGGGAAGCGGGACAGGAGAAAGGCUAGGAAAGACAAGGGCAAGGCGAGGGCCGGGUCAAUCGGCGGCAGCGGCGGCGGUGGUGGUGGCUGGCACGACUUUGGGGGGGCAGGGAUCUCUUCGCUGCCAAAGUGGUGAUUGUGAUCGCGGCUGUGGCGGAUCUCAGGUUUCCUUCUCUAUAGAAUUGGGUGCAUAGCGAGUUGCCUGUUGGAUGAUGAUGGUUGGGGUGGGAUGUAACGGCGCAUCAAGACGGGUUCUUUUCGUUACUUCUGGGAUAUUCUUUUCUUGUUUCUUCUCUCUUUUUUCUUUAUCUCUGGCUUAUUUGGCUGUUUUUGUGUUUCUCCUUUCUCCAUCUGGCUGUUCCGAUACCAUCUAGUUCGAGUUUGUUUAUCAAAAUUUAGAGUUUUGCCUCUUUCCUGCCUCUUCUUUGCUUGCUGUCCUUGUUGUCGGAGACGGCGUAAAAAAUAGGGGGCAGAAAAAGGGGGAAAGGGGGGCUUCCCCACCAAAGUCAAUUGAUCCAAAAGAAGCAAUGCCUAGGUGACGUCACUCAGCCAUCCAUG